Chara braunii is the source of this 3346-nucleotide messenger RNA. NCBI's taxonomy places the organism in Eukaryota, Viridiplantae, Streptophyta, Charophyceae, Charales, Characeae. The record is from the annotation of a GenBank genome assembly.
CGACGAAGGCGACUACAAUUUCAGGUUUACCUUGUGAAAGCUUCACAGAAGUGAUGGUUCCGUCGACGAAAACGCAAAAGGAUGCAAGGUUGUCGGGAAGAUGUUCGGCGGGUACGACCGGGGUGCGAUGCCUUUGCCCUUCUUUGUCCCGCUAGCACCAGGACACGAUGAAGCCGUUCACGUGACAGACUUCCUCGAGACUUGGGCGAGUUCAGUUCCCUCUGGCAGUGCCAUGGACGUCGGUACUGGGACAUCGAUCAGUGGUCCUGUUAGGUUCGCGGGAGGAGAAUGUUUUAAAAGGUGCACGGGGGGUCAGGGUGGACUGCCGACUUCGCCUCCUGAUAAAGAGGUGGGCAUGUUAGACGACUCUGAGGACGACCAUCUGCGUGCUCCAUUGAAACCAGGUUUGCAGAGAUCUCGCCGCCAAGGUUUAUUUGGGGAGGCGACGCCACAUGGAGGCGGCGUUGGCAAACAGUUGCAACAGGCCUCAGGAUCGACGACUCCUCGUCGUCUGGUCGAAAAGAUCGGUGAGUUCGUCCGUGGCAGGAAGGUGGCCGAGGUUUCGUCGGGCGAUCGCGCAGGUAGCUCGCAGGUUCGAGAGGUGCGUGGGGCAGAUGAGACGACUCGCUGGGCCCGCCCUGCGCCAGCACAACUGCACACGGAGGCGAGCCUACAACGAGAAGCGGGUGGGAACGUCGCCGGUGAGGAGGAGGUGUUCGAGAUGGGUUUUUUUCGAGAGAAAACGCCUGAAAUGACUCAAUCGGGAGGCAAGCGCAACUUGCCUGUUGAGGAAGAGCGAGAGGGAGUAGAUGCUCUGAAAAGGCAGAGAAAGGAAAAAGGGAGUGCUCUGACGCCAAUGUCACGAGAGGGUGGUUCCGUUGAGAAGAGGAAAAGGGUCGGAGGUGGGGAUGAAACGCCAAAAGACUCAUUGACACGGCGAAGAACGGGUGAGUCUUCUGGGAAAAGGUCGAAAUCGUCGAGUGAGAAGAAAGCAGAUGAGGGCGAGAGCGGGGAGGGGGAUGACGAUGUGGAUAUUAACCUCAACGCCUUUAACCUCGACAAUGCGUUCUUCCUCGAGAUGAAGACAGGGGUGCAGAGGGACGUCCAUAACGCAAGGGCGGCGAUGAAGGUCAAAGACCAUCCCGUGUUCAACUACUACAACUUCUGUGAAUGUCCGUUCAGGCCGAUUUACUUCCCUGACGACGAGUUCGAUGGCUACGCCCAUGUCAGCUCCGAAGACAACAUGAAAGACAAGAAGAAUCCACCGCGCUUGCAGAUUUUGUCUAUGCGGGACAUUCGCAAUAUCUGGAAAAUAAAGGGGAAACCGCGUGUAGUGCUCAACAACACGUCGAAGAAAAAGGAGGAGGUACGUACGUGGGUGCAGUUCAUGGCGUUGGCAAUGAAGAAGACACCGUACACGCCUUUGUGGAACCUGUCAACAGAAGAAAAUAAGAAAAAGGAAUGGGCUGAGAAACUUCGAUACUACCUCCCGCUGGCUAUGGCAGAUGACUCCGUCUUCGCUUUGGGGGAGAAGUUCUACGACGAAUGGUCAAGAGGGAAACUCCUUGCUUCCGACGGUCGACGUUGGACUGAAAAGCCGCCCACCCAUGAGGAGGUGGCUAAGCCAGGACUCUCCACUGUGACUAACAGCCAGGGACUGAAGAAACACGUCUGGUAUGUGAAGGUGGACGACCCGUUGUUGAAAAAGGGCAGGGGGAAGGCAAAAAAAGGCGUGGAGGAGAAAACUUACUACGUCCAAAUACCUGAGCCGGAUGUCCACUGCUGGAAGGAAUUGGCAGACUUGACGGACCGCGAGAAGAGAAGGUUGUUGAAUGGCCCGCGGCUACUAACUCACCCAGUGUACAAGGGAGCUGUUGCCGAAGACGAUGCCGCCGCUCUCCGGAGGAAGCAGAAAGUGACACCUACGGAUGUGGAGGAGAAGUCUUUCAAGUCCUUGACUUUCUCGGACUUUGGGAACCUCAGUCAGAGGGGGGUUGUGUACAAGGAAGGCGAGCGGAAUCCUAAUCAGUUAUGCAAUCAGCUUUUUUUCUUCUGUGGUCUGGCGGAUGCCGUGCUGUCAUUGGGCAAGCCGCACGCGCAGGUGGUGUGGAGUCUGCUUCAGCAGGGAAGGCACGUCUUGGCUGUGGAUGGGGACACAACGCAGCUUGAAUACACCGUGCAGUUUGUUACCCAUCAAGUCUCGUCCGGGGCUUUCGCAUGCGAUUUCCACCAUGUCGUCGUCGAGCCCGUUUAUGACAUGAACAAGGACAUGUUCUUCAAGUUGACUCCAAAGAAAAGGCGCCAGGUGUACUCCUUUCUUGUCGGCCAUCAACCAAGGUUUAGAUUUGACGAGCAGUACGUGAUGCGAAAGCAAGUCGCCAUUGUUGUCCUCCAGGGCUACCACGGGGCGAGUCGCGUCGGCGCAGUGAACUUCAUUAAGAGGCUGGAAUAUGUAUUUUUUGACGAGGGUGUGGACGAUCCGGACGACUUCACAUUGAAAAACUACAAGCUGGCAUUUGGUGAGAAAGAUGACUUCAAUAUCGAGACUGAGCAGGAGGAGAGCGUUGAGGACGACCUCUUCGAUUUGGACGGCCAAUUGGCCAUCUUCAACGCCCAAGUUUUCGAGUCGCCCUCAGUAUGCAAACCGGGGACACCUCUCGGUACACCAACCUCCGGCGGUCCCACGCCCGUGUCCUCCUCAGCGCCUGUCAAAAGGGGUGGGUUGUCCCGUCUGAGGAGUUCGCCAGGGGACUCACUUCGUCUUACACCGCAGCCCGAACGUCUUAAGCCCGGCCAACCAGUUCCUCAGGACCAUCCACAUCUCUUGGCUCCUGAAAGGCCCUACCACAUGGGCGACAAACACACCUUCUCCGCAGCCGAAGAUUGGGGCCAUGAUGUCGUGUGGCACCCUGACCAUUUCCAGCCAGUCCUUCUCGACGGCGAAUGGGCAGUGGCUGUGAGGGACGUAAGUGGAGGGUGGGUAUAUGACGAACGUUGGGACCUCGAAGCCUUCAAAGCACAUGCCUACGAUGCGGUAUUGGAAAGAUUAAGUGAGGUCAAUCGACGACGUAAGGACGACCCUGCUCUGCGCGCAUACGGGGACACGCUGCUCGAAUUCUUGCAGUCAAAUAAAUGGCUGGAAGUAUCCUCCGCGUUCUACAACCUUCCGUCAAGCCCGUCAAUUAAUCAAGUAAGUUGGGAGUUGCCUGGGAUCACCCCGCGGUCUGAAGUUGUGAAGCGCAAGUCUCGAGGAAAGGAGGACGAAGGGGACGGUUAGGGCGGCGGGCAACGCGGAAUCGGAGGGGGGAGUGAACAACGCUCGACGAAACAGCGGUCUCCGGGGCAC